AUGAGUGACUACAGAAUCUUCAAUGGAGCAUCAUUACUUGGGCCUGCCUUUGGUUACGUUCUUGGAGGGAUGUUCCUCAGCAUCUACACGGAUCUUGGUGUUGAUCAUGAAAGCCUUGGUCUGGAUCCAGAAAGCCCCCUCUUUGUCGGAGCCUGGUGGAUGGGUUUUAUUCUUACUGCUUUCCUGGCUCUUAGUAUCAUCAUUCCAUUUCUUGCAUUCCCAAAGUCUCUUCCAGGUCAACAUCAUCUGGCAAAAGAGCGGGUCAACGAGGCCCACAAGGGAGCUGAAUUCUCUACCAGAGAGGGCUUUGGCAACAGCCUCAGGGACUUUCCCAAGGCUACCCUUGUCCUGGUAAAGAAUGUUCCUUUCAUGUGCAUCUGUGGUGCCGCUGCCACCGAAUGGUUCCUACUGGCAGGGUUCGCAGUCUUUGCACCCAAGUUCCUAGAAUCACAGUUUAGUCUGUCAUCCAGCUGGGCAGCUCUGUUAGUCGGUUUUACUGUCAUCCCAGCAGCCGUAGGGGGCUCCAUCAUUGGUGGAUAUGUGGUCAAGAAGUUCAAUCUUAAGUUCCAAGGGAUGAUCAAGUGGUGUCUUCUAGUUCUGACCAUCUCUUUCUUCUUCCUUGGAGCAUUCAUCAUCAGCUGCCCAAACCCUAAUAUUGCUGGUGUUACUGUCGAAUAUGGGGAAAUAGAUGUUGAUGUGACGUCAAGAGGAACUGAAUUGGAACACACUUGCAAUGGAGAUUGUUUCUGUGACAGUAUGUUUCAACCAAUAUGUGGGGUAGAUAACAUCAUCUAUUACUCGGCCUGUCAUGCUGGCUGUGUGGAUAGCUGGGAAGAAGAGGGGUAUGGCAACUGCAGCUGCAUCGCGAUUCCCGAUAACUUCACGUCGGACCUGCCGAUGGCCACGUUGGGAAAGUGUGACUCGUCUUGCGGCUGGACCAAUGUCUUUCUUGCACUCCUCUUCUGUAUUGAAUUCUUCACAAUCCUUGCCGUAGUACCUUCCACUACAGCCACAUUGAGAUGUGUUCCACAUUCACAGAGGUCAUUCGCUCUUGGUUUGCAGUCAUUAAUCUACCGAGCUUUAGGUACUGUUCCCGGUCCUGUAGUCUUUGGAGCUAUCAUAGACAAGGCCUGCCUGCUGUGGGAGAACUCAUGCGACGGUCAAGGAACAUGCUGGCUCUACAAUAACGCUACCUUCAGCAAAUCAAUGCUCAUCGUAGCUGCAUGCAUUAAAGUAGGCUCCCUCCUCUUCUUUCUGGGGGCGCUCUUCUCUUACAGACCACCUCCGCCCCCUCCCGUGGGGUCACCAAGGGUCGCUGCCAGGCACGCCGAAGGAAUAAGGAAAAACGGAACUGUUCCAAACGGGAUAUAUCGUCAGAUCCCGCCGCAUUCAAGCAUGGACGAUGUACAUAAUAAUUCAAGACAGACCACAGUUUAAGUGGUGAUUUUUUUAAUUCUCAAGUCCAUUACUAAAUAGGGAGUACUGUCAUUUUUAUGAAAGAAUAAUUUGAAGUUUUAUUGAGCUAUAAAAGUUUUGAUUUUUUUGGUAUUUUUCAGCUUGAAGAACAAAGACAAUUUGUAGCAUGCUGUCAAUUUUCUUACACAAAAUUUUUAAAUAUUAUUCAACUAUUAUUGUUCAACAUUCUUUGAAUGCUACCUUGUAUGGAAUGUUGGAAUUUAACAAAUAAACCUAGAAUGGCUGCUUAAAUCGUGAUAUUUGAUACAGUUGAGCAAAAUAUCUUCCACAGAGAAAGUAUUUAUAUACUUGAAAGGUGUUUCCUCCAGCUACAGGUCUUCCAAUAAUCUUGAUAACUUUGCUGCUACGUAAUCAAAAGAGUUACCCACAUUUAUCAUAAAGGGUAGUGUAUAUUUUUUUAUAACUGUUCGUCAUCAGUCUUCUAAUUUUACCUUUGGAAAUUGAAUUCCAACUUAUAAUUAACAAGUACUUUUAAAAGCGCAAUUAAAUGUUUGGAAGAUGAGACUGACCUUCAAUUCAAAUGUGUUAAUUUUGCUAAUUAAAUUAAAAAAUGAAAUUGUUUUGAUUUCUGCUGUGUCACCAAUAUUUAAAAGGCAUCUUAUUGAAAGUUUGUGCUACAUCUUUUGGAAGGAACUCUACUCAGUGUCUUUUAAUGCAUUAUCCAUUCUUUGUGUACUGUGCUACAAUGAUAGCAUUAAAAGCAAAAAGACGCUCACUGGAAUUCUCGCCAAAACACAUGGCAUGCACAUUUAUGUUGAGAUGCCUUAAUAUUGUGAUGAAAUUGGCAGGACAAAUGUUUAGCUUGAUGGUAAACUGAUUCUUUUUUUUUUGUUCUUCAAAAGAAAUCAUUUGCGAAGGUUUUUUGAAGCUUAGUACCUCUAAUCACAUCAUCAUUUUCUGUUUAUCUGGGUUAGUGUACGUGAGUGAAAAUUUCAAAAUUAUUUUAUUCUUAUACUUUGUCACAGAUCAUUCCUAAUAUUAAAUGCUAUUUCUUUGAAAAUGUUUGCAGAUUAUAGUUGUCAAGAGCAUAUUUGUAUAUUUUGGCUAAAUUGAUUUAGAUUAUUCUGUAUGAUUAUAGCAUUAUAAAAUAAAGCUAUUGCAUAUGAUAUGAGAGUAUGUUUGAUUUCAAGCAUUCUACUUUAUAAUUGUGGGGAAAAAAUUGGUCUGAAUUCACAAUGGAAGUUUAAACCCCAACCUAUGUUUUUUUUUACUUAAUAUGAUCCAAUUAUGUAAUUACUGUAGGUUUGUACAUGGGCAAUACACGCCUAUUUGCACUUCUUAAACUUCUCUUGUGAUUUCUGGAUUAUCUAUUUUGUUUUUGAAAAAUCAAGACAUAUGUCGAUGUGAUUUUGCAUAAAAUGAAUCUUAAUGAAUUGUGAAUAAAGUAAAAAUUAGUUAAAACACAUGCAAUUUAUUUGAUUAUUUAGGUGUGUCAAGAAAGGAGGGAAGGAGAAGGGAUGGAGGAAGAGGUUGGGGUAUUGCAUUUCACAUUUUACUAAGAAUAUAAUAGAAUUGAGGUGAAUUUACAGACAAUUAUCGUAACUGCUGGUUGAAAAUAUAUUCAUGCUUUAAGUUCAUCGAGUUAUGUUGCGUUACUUUGACCAUGACUAAUCAAUACAUAAUGAUUUGUUUUAUUAUUAAUUAUAUAUUACUGUCAUAUUGAAAUUGCAAUAGUGCUAACAAUUUGUGUAUUUGAGAAAUGUUUUGGAUUUGUUUCACUUUGGUGAAAAAUGGAGAUUAUCUUUGAAAUUUGGAAAUUACGAUAUUAUUUACAAUUUAACUUUAACAAAUGUAUUCUUGUAACCCUUAUGUAUCAAUUAUUUAAGUUAUUUAUUUUGAGUUCCCGUGCUUAUGGCCGUAAAAUGGGUAAAUAUACUUAGGUUUCGCCGUACAUGUUAGAUCAACUUUAUGUGAAAUAUUGAUUUUAAUAUUCCCGUGCUAAUAGCUAUGCAUUCAGCAUAUUGUGUAUUCACUGUGGUGCGUUUGAUACUUGUGUGUACAGCAUUAUAUAAGCUAGAAAAAAUGCUAUGCAAUUCAUAUUCUCUUUCUUCCUCUCUCUCUCUCUCUCUGCCUUUCUUUGAAACUCUCGCUGUCCUUAAUUCUCUUGCUCUCUGUCUUUUUUUUUUCUCUCUGACUCUGUCUUUUUUCUUUCUGUCUCUGUCUGGUUCAAAAGAUUGCAAUAUGAAAAGAAGUCCUUUGUUGUCCAUGGUUUCAUAGACUUAAUUUAACAAUAAAAACAGAAACCAAACUAUAUAAUUAUAUAUAAUUAAAAUGAAGAGAUUUUGAGAAAUCUAUAAGCCUUUUUUUCUCAGUAGGUACCCUUUAUGCAGGUAGAGGACGAAGGCACAUUUAAGCAUUCAUUUGAAUACAAGACUGUUUUCUUUUUUUUACUUGAAUGCAUAUCGAUUUGCAAUGUUACCACAACAGAGCAUUCGGUUCAUUUUAUAUAACGUUGAUAUAUUUUUGGACAAUAUAUAUAUAUAUUAUAUUGCUGUAAUGCUGUAAUUUUUAUCAGCCAUUAUGUCUACAUCAUUGAGAAAUUAAUGGCUUUGUAAAUGUUGUAUCUAUCUAUGAAUUAAUUUAUUCUAAUAUUAUUUAUUUUGGUUGUGUGUAGGUAAUGUUAGUCUGUCUGUUUCUCCUCUAUGGUACCUUAACAAAAAAGCUUUGACUGAGGAGACUGCUCAGUGUUUUACUUCAGCAAACAACAGCUGGGGAAUGGAAGGAUACCACUGUGAAAAGCGCUGUGCAGGACUCCUUAUUAAAGACAUGGCAUACACUUUUCCAAAGCGAGCAGUGGAAAGUCAUUAGAUUGUCUUCCAAAAUAGAAUUGCACUCUCUCCCUAUCUCCUUAUGAGUGUCAUAUACAGCACUGCUCCUUGUCAGAGCCAUUAAGAAAGAGAGGAAUUGGGCCAACCUGGAUUCAAUGGGUUACGUACAUGGCGCAAAGUGCUUUGUAAGGCAAGCCCGAUUGCGCCGGCCAUGUUGGUUACCCAUUGAAAUCAGGUUGGCCAAACUCUUAGGCCCGGAUUCACAAAUGUGGUUUUUUAAAAAACCAUGGUUUAAACCGUGGGUUUUAGAAACCAUGGUAUAGAAAUCGCAAGUUUUAGAAACCAUGGUUUUAAAAAAAACAUGGUUUCUGAAAACCAUGGUUUUCCAAAACCAUGGUUUUAAAUGAAACCACCUUUGUGAAUUCGGGCCUUAAUUGAUCUGCUCCUUGUGUCUGUAUAGCUCCCUCUGUAUUUCAAACAUAUACAGGUAUCUCACACUGAUUCUGUCAGUGAUUCUUUAAUUUUCCUGUCUUUAGCCAUCAUCUCCCAACCAAUCCCAUGUACUCUCCUACUUUGAUCUCACUGUAUUUCCUCCUUCCCCCAUCUUACCUCUUUCCUUUCUUCAUCCCUGCUCUUCAUUUUCUUCUUCACCCCCUCGUUCUAACAUCCUCACUCUUUCACCCCUCCUCCCUUCCCCCACCUCUCCCACUUUUCCUUUACAUCUCUCACCUUUUCUUUCUCUCUUAUCCACUCUCUUUCCUUCCCUCUUCCUCUUUCCCCUUCCGUCUCUCCCAUGCACUCUCCCAUCAAAUCUCUUCCUUCAUUCCUCCAUCUUCACCACUCUCAUCCUCCUUCCUCCCUGGCAUUCUUAUCGAUCUUCUUUCUAUCCCCUCACCACCCCCCCCCCCCCGUGUCUUUUUAACCCUCCGUUCUCUCUUUUCCUCCCUUUCCUCUCACCUUUCUCUCCCCUUUCUCUCCCUUCCUUUCUUUUCUUCAUGCAUCAAAUACUCAUAUUUUGUGGGAAAUGGGACCAUCUUUACAUCAUUUUUAUUCAUAAGAUGACAAAGCAAGUAAUCUAGCCUCUAUUGAAUUUAUUUGUUUAUUGUUGCAGACUUUCUCCCAAGAAUCUGCAUCUGCUUGCUGCAUAAAUAUCCAUAACUUUUCUUUAAAUGAUAAAUUGUCUUCAUGAACUGGAUGGUCCCGAUGUACAAAGCUGCCAGGAAUUACAGAGUUCAAUAGCCAACAUGAUAACUAGUGGAAACUAUUAUGUUGAAUGCUUGAAAGUACAUUUUUGAGACUAUAUUGUGGAGUUUAGAAGUUGAAGCAAUUCAAUGUAUUCUAUGUAUAACAUCUAUCUUUGAUUGUUAACAGUUGUAUAUGUGCAUGCUCAUUGCAUGUGUUACAUUUACCAUAUUCUGCUUUGCAUAAUGUCAAGCUUUAGCAAAUUCAUUGUUAUUGUGUUUAAGAAAACAGCACUUUCCAGGUCUGAUUGAGUGGUUAAAUAAAAACUGACCUACCUGUAUUGAAAAAUAUUGAAAAAUCCUUCGCUUUAUGAAACGCUGGAGUUUUGAAAUUAAGCUAUUAAAAACUGAACUAAUGUAUUUUCGUGUAAUCCAGCUGCAUGCUGAUGCUGAAGAUAAAAUCCACUCAGGAGUUGAAGUGUUCCCUGGAUAGGAUUGCAUCUGGUCAGUCCCCAAAUGUAAGUUAAUACACAUAAUAAAAGAACCUAACUACACAAAAAAAAUUAAGAUCAUCAUUGAGGAGAUUUCUUGAAACUUACAUUGCCAUUCGUGCUAGAUAUUGUUGUUUAGAAAUUUAAAAGUGUUUCCUAUCUGUUCUUCAAGAUGUGCCUUGAAUGUUUCAAUUAGAUAUUACAUUUGUGAUUAAUUCUUUGUGCAGAUGCAAUAUAUGUUUUUAGAUUAAAAGAUGAUGUAGAAAUAUGUUUUA
Messenger RNA from Lytechinus pictus (painted urchin), 6191 nucleotides. Its product is annotated as solute carrier organic anion transporter family member 4A1-like. Gene Ontology annotation, molecular function: protein binding. Gene Ontology annotation, biological process: sodium-independent organic anion transport; transmembrane transport. The transcript is spliced from 9 exons. The record is from RefSeq and is a predicted model, not a curated record. The coding region runs from base 1 to 1437 and encodes 478 amino acids. Gene Ontology annotation, cellular component: plasma membrane. Lineage: Eukaryota; Metazoa; Echinodermata; Echinoidea; Temnopleuroida; Toxopneustidae.